GGCUAUUUCUCCUGAAAGAAGCCCGCCGACAGGCGGAGCACACACUAUCUUGGCGUCCUUGCUAUUGCAAAUGAAUUCAAGUUGAACACCGUUCUUUUGCCACUACCGUAUCAUGACAUUCUUAUGGCGGGCUCUGGUUUUCUAAACCAUGGAUACAAUAUCAAUACUAAGCCAGAGACAAAUAAGCAGAACAAGUUUCCGAACGAUCGCUCAAGGCACGCGGUUGCAAUCGGCGCGACGCUUUGACUGACUUCAACUGGCUUCGAGCACCUGGGCCGAGUCACAAAUUAGAUGUGGCAGUUCCAGGGUGUCCUCAAUGCGGGUGUGCAGAUUUUGCUUGUGGUGUUCUGUGGCUGGUGCUUCUCGCGCUUCCGGCUGUUGGAACCCGACAAGUUCAUGGGCCAAAUCAACGUGCUGCUGCUGCGGGUGGGCUUCACCAGCCUCAACAUAUACCUGCUGGGCAUCAAGCUAAAUUUGAAGGAUGCCGAGGCGUGGAGGUCGCUCGGCGCGUAUGUUUUGUGGGUGACCAUUGUACAGGCCGGCAUUCUGGUCUACACCUGGGUAUUCAACGGCCGCAACACCGGGGACGCGGGCCUGCUGAACCUAGUGCUCACGGCUAACAACACGGUCAUUGUGGGCCUGCCGGUGAUGAACGCCACAUUCCCGGAAGUGGGCGGCCCGGUCGCGCUGCUCACGGCCUUCGUACUGUUCCUGCAAGUGAUCCCUUUCAGCAUCACCGCAUUUGAGGUUGAGAAAUGGUUGGCGGCGGAGCACGCGCGCCAGCGACAAGCGGCAGAGCUGGCUGCAAUGGCGCAGCCACCCGGCACGCCGCAGCGGCAGCUGUCCGGCCGCCUGGACGAGCAGCUGCCUCCCUACCGCCACUGCGACACCGAGUACAGCAUGGGAGUGGGCACGCCCAUAGACUCGCGAGACGCCUUGCGGCGCAACAACUCCAUGCAUGCCAGCGCCGGUGCCAGCGGCAAGGGAGCAGUGCUGGCUGUGGGGCUGCUGGUGGACAGCAAGUCGGCGUCAAUGGAGCGGAAGGGCAGCGGUGCUGAGGUGGCGUUGCCCACGUCUAAUGGAGGCGCAGCGCAUGCUGCACCAGGGGGCCAGGUGAAGGGUGGAAGCGGGGCAGGUCGCAGCGCGCGCUACGGCGGCGGCGGAGGAGGAGGCGGCGCAGCGAGCCACUUCAGGCCGGCAUGGCACGGGCGCAGCCCCAUCAGCAGCUACAAUGGCAGUAUGCGUUCCGGCCCCCCCAGCGCCGUGGACGCGGUGCCAGGCAACAGCAAUGGCAAUGGCGCGGUAAUGGCGGAGCAGCCGACGCUGGUGGCGGACGUGCCGGCCGCGACAGCCGCGGCGCUGCUGGAGCCCCGGACUAUGGCGCAGGCAGCCCAGGCGGCCCAGCAGCAGGUCCCGCCGGCACGGCAGGCUGAGGCGCCUGCAGCGGAUGUUGAUGCACCGCCAAGCCCAGCAGCAUCACCGCCGGCACCAGUCGCGCGCGUUGGCAGUGACGAGGCGCUGUCGCCCCGGGUUCCGGAGACGCCGCGGGACUGGCUGGAUGGCGGCAUUGCAGGGCCGGGGGCGGGGCCGGGGCCAGUUGGCGAGGGCACCGAGAGACCUUGCUCGGCACACGCUGUUUCGGCAUCUUCGGGGGGAGCGGCGGCGAGCGCAAAGUCACAGACCCUGCUGACGCAGAUGGCAUAUCCGGACAUGCACGAGGGCUCGCACGAGGGCUCGCACGAGGGUCGCGACUCGCCGUCACGGCGGGGCUCGCCGUCACGGCGGGGCUCGCCGACCGAUCGGGAGGACGUUGCCCUGCCCCUGGCCCCGGUGGCGUCACUCGCCCAGAUAGCCGCUGUCUCUGGGGCUGGUGGCGUGCCCUCUAGCCACACACAGGCGCAGGGAUGGGGCGACGCGGCUGUGCCUGGAUCAUUGCCAUCACGGUCGGCCUUCGCCGCGGCCGCGGCCGCGCCUUUGUCGGCAGCAGAAUUGGAGUAUGCAGGCGCGACAGGCAGCCCAGCCGACCGCGCACCGCUACCUAGCUUCCGCUUCCCCGCGCCGCCAACAAUCAACUUUGGCGCGGCGCAGCCCCGCGCCAACAGCGGCGCAGCCGCUGGCGUGCGGUCUCAGGCUGACACCACAAUGGCAACGGCGCGGUCUGCUGACGUGUCAGCGCCGCAGCCGCCGUCUCGCUUGAGCGGCGGAGCGGCCAUGCAGAGCGCGGUGCAGGGGAUGCCGGCGGCGCCGUCAACCUGGGCCCCGGCCGGUGGCGCAGCGGGCGCUCGGGGUCACGUCGUGCCGGCGAGCGCGUCAGCGGCGGUGCCGCACCGCACAGCCGUUUCCACAACGGAUGGCUCAUUCGUGAGCAAUGCGGGCGCAUCCAGUGCAGCAGGAGCAACAGACGACAUCCAGAGACGCUCCGUCCCCGUGCAGUGGCCACAAACGGAACUGCUGCCGCCGCACCCGCCUCUCCUAGCCCCCUCGCCUCACUCGCCGCAUCUCCAGCAGUGGGCAGGCAGUCAGCCGGGCCACUCGACAGUGGUGGCCGGCCGCACCGCGAGCGGGGCCAAGAGCAUCGACAUCAGCACAGCCGGCAGCGGCGCUCUGGGCGCCGCCGGAAAGCGGUGGCUGAGCGGAAUGCUGCGAAGUGGGGCCCUGGCGACCAAUGACGGCGGCGCGCCGCCGUCCCCGCAACGGCCCUCGUCUCGGCUGCUCAACCCACUGGCAGUGGCGUGCCCCGACCUGCCUGUGCCUCAGUCGCUCACACUGGCCAUGGCGCCCGACUCAGGAGCGAACAACGUGGCAGCAUACUCACGACACAGCAACAACGGCGGCGGCGGCGCCGCAUUGCCGCUGUACCACCCACACGGAGCCGCGACCUCCCCGUGCGCAAGCGUGCGACCCUCGCUUGAGCGCCGCUCUCCCUCCACGCGCCCGCCGCCGCGUCUCGCGACCUCAUCGAAGCGAUUUCCCACCUCCAGCGACGCAGCUGAAACGGUUGCUGCAGCGGGCGCGGCGGCGCGGGCAGGCACAGGGCUGGUGGACCACGGGGCUCUUGCAGAUGGUUACCUAGAGGCACCAGCACCAUACGAGCUGCACCCUCGCUUUGGCCCGGAUGCGGUUUCUGCAGCCGUUGAACCCGUGCCGUACGCGCCGCCGUCGGAUCGAGCGCUGGUGCGCGCGGCGGCGGCUAGCAUGGCGCGGCGGCACGGCGGGCUGGGGCCGGCCCUCGGCAAGUGGUUCAAGCAGUGGUGGGCGUCGCACAAGCGGGUGUUGGCCAUCACGUGGAUCGUGCUCAAGAACCCGCUGCUGUGGUCGCUGCUGGUGGCGCUGGUGAUCAACCUGUCGGGCCUGCGCGACUUCCUGUUCCCCGGCUCGCCUAGCUACCGGCCCGAGCUGGGCUGGGUGGCGGGCGCACUAGCCUGGACAUCCGGCAUCACCGUGCCCGUCAGCCUGUUCAGCAACGGCGUGUGGCUGUACGGCAAGACCUUCAGCCGGGAGACCUGGAUGCGGGCAAUCGGCAUGCUGGCCUUCAAGCUGCUGGUGCUGGGGCCGCUGCAGCUGGCCUGCGCCGCCGUGUGUGGCAUGUCCGCCCCCGCCGCCUUGAGCCUUCUGAUGCUGGCGCUGUGCCCUGUGGCCAGCACGUCGUUCGUGAUCUCCGCACAGUAUGGCCAUGGCGCAGAUGUGGUGACGGCGGUGACCAUGUUGGGGAUCGUGCUGCUGGUGCCUGCGGUGCUGGUGGGGCUGACGCUGCCACGCGUGUGGGGACUCUACGACUUCACACUGAGCAGUGGCGCGGGUCUGUAAGCUAACGAGAGGUCGCCGCUGUCUGGCACUGUUGCCAGCCAGACCACGAAUGAAGAGCUUGAGAAGGCGACUGUGGGUAUCAUGCAGGUUGUCCGUGUGCUUGUUCUUAAUACUGGGUUAGACGGGGCGCACUGGCAUGUAUGGGGGUGCGAUGGGACAGUGUUAAGGCAGGUUGGUAAGGUCCCGCAGGGUGCAGCUGAUAAGCUGAUUCCCAGACCCCAGAAGAUGGCAAACAAUUUGCAACGGCAGGGCAGGAGUGCGCGGCUGGUCGAACGCUGGAGUUACUGUACCGAAAAGUUGCUGGCUGGCGGGAAGUUUGCUGAUGCGCGGUGAGUGCUUUGUUGCCCGCGUUGCCUCCAUACUCCCAGUACCCUUCAGUAGGGCACAACCACCCCUGUGAUCACCCUGAGGGCCCAUACCCCUCACGCACCAGGGCCUAUGGGGCAUGCGCUAGUAUUGCGCACCCCAGCACAUGCUAGGAAUCGAUGCAAUC
Molecule: messenger RNA, 4300 nt
Organism: Chlamydomonas reinhardtii
Lineage: Eukaryota; Viridiplantae; Chlorophyta; Chlorophyceae; Chlamydomonadales; Chlamydomonadaceae
Exons: 15
Coding region: 292-3807 (1171 amino acids)
Biological process (GO): transmembrane transport
Cellular component (GO): membrane
Source: RefSeq, a predicted model, not a curated record